GCGAGCGAGUAAGCGAGCGAGCGAGAGAGGUUUGCCCCGGUGCGCGAGUCGGAUUACAUCGCGUGUAGUCCGCAAGCGGAAAGUGCGUAAAGUGCGUCUUCGUGCAUGUUGUGCGUGCACCGCAUGAGACAAGUUCGCUUCUUCGUAGCUCGUUUAUUCGCACUUGGGCGAGCCGUGCGCGCGCGACAGAAAGAGACGGGGAAAGUAAUAGGUCGCUGGUAGACGUGGUGGGGCGAGGGGAGGAGACGAUCCAGAGCGAGAGAGAGAGAGAUACUCGUGGCGCGUUCGAAACGAAGCGCAUCGUCGCUCGCAGAGAGGAAGCGGCCGAAGUUCGAAGCGGAUCGACGUGCGAGAGUCCGAACUUUCGACGGACGCGAAGCGACUCGCGAACGGACGGACAGUUAGGACGCGUCGCCGCCACCGUCGUCGCCGCUCGUUGCGCGUUGCCGUAGUUGAUCAGCGGACGGAUUCGCAACACGAGCGUGUGAACUCUCUCGCCGCCGUUGUGUCGCGUCCUCGUUCGCUCCCGCCUGACGUAUCGGGAUACACAGCGAGGUUGCCGCUGCCACCGCCGCCGCCACAGUUGCUGCUGGCGAUUCUUCAGGACCAGGUCGUGGGCGAACCACCUGCCGCAGAAGAAUGGAGAUCCCGAAAUCCAUGCAGGAAGAAGUCAAAUCCGUGCAAAACAAACUGUGGAACGCGAUAUGGGAGCAUCAGAGGUGCAUGGCGAAGCUGAAGAAUGACCCAAAUAACUCCGACGCCCACAGCCAGAAGAAACAGAUUCAGAUGCGUAUCCUUUCUUUGGGAAAAUGCCAGAAGCAAAUCGUGGAGCGACUGCGCAAAGCGGUGCGGAACGAUGCAGCGGACAACGCGAACGGGUCGAAAGUUUCCAUAGCUUCUCUCUGGGGUUUGAACAACAACAAUCAUAUCACGAAUAACAACGAGACGAAACAUGAGACGGUCGCCAACGGCUUCGAAACAAAACCUUCGAAGGAGGACUACGAGGAGGUCGUUACGAAUGGCGAUGUUCCAUCACCGGUACAACAUAACGAUUGCGCAAAACAAAUCCCUAACUCAGUGGAAGCUGUCUCUGGUGAAGACGAUAUCGUUGAGGUGCCAAUGGAUGAGAACUCUAACAAGAAACAAGAAAAGACGAAGGAAAAACAUCAGGUUGAAUUGAGCCAGGAAAAUUUUCUGCGUUGUCUUCUGCUUAUUACUAAUGAAAAAGCUUUGGAACUACAGAACAAAAGAACGGAAAGGAAGCGUCGCAGCACGGCGAACCAUACACAAUUCGUAUAUUCCAUGGCGGAACAACCGGCUAAGCGGCAGAAGAGGCACUGGCUGUCGGGAAAUGCGCCUCACACGCGACAGGCGACUGCUCGUAUGAACGGCCCGUCGCCACCUCCUAGCAAAGCUCAAGCAACCAAAUCUACCUCGCUACAAGCUCGUGCGACAACGAAGUCGCUGAUAACGGUUCCGGCUCAAAAGUCCACUACCAGACCGAAUAUUCUCAGAAGCGCGGAUAGCAAAGUCUUCGUGAAUAAGAACAGGAUUGAGGAUAGGCAGACGCAAUCAUCUGCGACCAGUGCCAAAACUAUUCAGAUAGGUGGCAAGACUGUCCAUUUACCGGGAUUGCCAUCUAGCUUGACCAUAGAGAAAAUCGAGAACGACUCCGUCGUAUGUAUCACUUGUAGGAAUAAAACCUCAGGUCCAUUAACGAUAUGCGAGAUUUGCUCAAGAAGCUAUCACGUCACCUGCCAUACCAUGCCGGCUCCACCCAGCACGUGUCCUAAAUGUGCAAUAGUAACAGGGUCGAGGAAGAACGUGCAAAAGGAAGAAGGAGCCGAGGGUGGAGAACGAGUGGAUGGAGAGAAAUUACCAAGAUUGAAGGGUGACAAGCUCGUUGCAACAACGCUUGCGUCAGGAGCUAAUGGGAAAACAAGAGAAGACUCAGAGAUCUAUAAAACGUCUAGUGGACUUUAUAAAGCUGAUGCAAGUGAGAAAAAGCGCAUCCUCUCCUCUACCUUCGGCAUCAAUCAACUCCCCGCCUCAACCUUCCUCAUCCCAAUCUCCUCCGACAAUACCUCAAACGUCGAGCAAUGCGAAGAUAGAAAACUCACCUCAGUCACCGAUAACGAACAUCGACCAGAUGUCGUACCUCAUAACCCCGUCGUUCUCAGUCAGCCUCAACGAUCGGGCAUCACCUACGUCCAAACAGAGGAACAAAUGUCCUACUCCUAUCAGCUGUCAGGCAACAGCGCCCAGCCUGAAAAGCAUCAAUCAUACCUCAUUGUCAAAAAAAUCACUGAACCAAGAAGGUCCGACCAACUUACUAGUGGUCAAACCGACGACCAAAGCCACUCUACAGUUGUCAACUAUCAACUGCCGACCACGUCCGGCUGUAGCUCCUCCCUCGAGGCCGGCAUCGUCGUCGCCCACUCCUUGUUCUUCGGUCGUAACAAUCGUAAGAGGAAGACCAACCGCGCAAUCCCAGCGCUCCACCGCAUUAUCGGCUCGGAAGGGCUCCUCCCCAUCACGGGCGAUUAUCAGUUGGACCGAACGACCCUUAACGGCAGAAAGCCCUGGGCCAAGCUCUCACACAGUAAACUCUGCAUCAAUCAGCAAUCAACCGCCAGACCCGCAACAGAAAGCUUAUUCCCAUCCUACAAUGAUUACAUCGAAAUUAGCGAUGAGAACUUGCAAAUCGCAAGGUCCACCCGCGGAUCAGCAGAGGAGACAACGAGCUUCGAUAGUCGCGUCGGCAAGCACAAAUCAGCAAGAGCCGGCACCAUCGUCCACUCAUUGUUCCCAGGCAAUAAUAGGCCCUAUAUCAUCUCCGAUCGUUCACGCGAGCCACGAGGUUUCGGCACAAACGACCGAGACUGUCCGCUCUUGCGACAACAGCUCUGUCGUUUGGAGCACGAGCAGCUGGAGUCCCGCGAACAGUCAGGCCGCUCAACAACAGCAACAGUCCAGCUCCAGCGGCGCGCCCUCACGAGAUUCUUCGAGCACGUGAAAUUGGAAGAAACGCAUAUACCAGCGCCACUUAGAACAGAGCUAGUACACAAGAGCAAGGGCGCGUUGGAUGGGAAAGAUUUCGGCGAGAAAGUCGACCGAAAGGGUGCACGCGACCGACGUUACGAUGACGGUGCCGUUAGCGUUGACGCUACACUGUUGACGUCAUCCUCCAAUUCCGACGAGGACUCGCUUGACGAAGAGACGCGGAGAGGCCACGGGGCCACUAACGGCAUCACGAAAGACUCCUGUGAAAAGAAUGCCGCGAACUGGUCGCCUCUCUGUGGUUCCUCGAGCGCACAAUCGCCAUUGGCGAGCAACGAUUACGCAAAGUCGCAAUCGUCUACGUUAUUUUUUCAGUCAGCGUCACGUAAGGAGAGACAGAGAGACAACGGGGCGCUACGUAUCGCACAAAGCAAUCUUCCGGAGCUUCUUAAUGAGGUCUCAGUUCCUGACGAUAAGGCUGAUACCGAGAGACAAGACUUACCCAGUGGCGGCAGGCCGUCGAGUAGGAGCAGUAUCAGCAGUGGCGGUGGCGGCAGCAGUAGCAGUAGCAGCAGCGGCAGUAGCAGCAGCAGCAGCAACAGCAGCAGCAGCAGCAGCAGUCACAGCGACACCCCGGAGCAAGCGAUGAACAACGUGGACGGUCUCGCGGCCUCGCACAUCUCCAAAAACAUGUGCGAACUCCUGAACGAUAAUCCCACCUCUCCGGGGGAAGAAGAGGAGCUGGUACGCUACGUGUCAGAAAUGGGCGGAGGUGAUGACGACGAUGACAACGACGACGACGACGACGACGACGACGACGACGAUGACGACGCCGUCACUGGCUAGAUAUAUAGUUAGAUUAGUUAUAUUGACAUUGACAUUGUCGAACGUGCUCAUCGUUACUCUCGCUCGCACUCAGAAAUCCGCGUGUGUGUUCGAACUGAACGGCGUGUCUUUUGCGCGAGAAUCAAUCCUUGUAAUCCUAUAGUAAUUAUAUAUCAGUAUACGAUCGCGUCGUAUCCUAGAGGUAUUUUACAACGACAAUUCGAUGUCGGAGAACAUCGCGGAAGUUUCCACAAACGGCACCGAUCACCAGCCGUGCGCUUCCCGAUGCAUCGUGGCCUAUACGACGUAAUAAAGGAGACGUUAUCGCUACGACCGUUGCUAGUCGUUUCAGAAUUUCGUCGAUCUCGUAGAAAAGGAAAAAGGGGAAAAAAGAAAUGCGAUAUUUCUACCACGUAAAAGUAUUAAAAAAAUAUUAUACAUAAGAUGACAUCGUGGAGGUUUUUUUUGAAGAUUAAUUUUCUUUGUUCUCUCAGUUAUAUUAUGCUGACGUGGAAAUUAUUCGAAAAAAGCUACGUGUGACAUCACAUACUCUCAUGGAAAGUUUGAUUACAUGACGUUUGUUUGCGACGCAAUGACGAGGCCGAUUGCUUCUGACUCUGAUGUAAGAUUUGUAUGUGUACACGAGUUUGUCAGCAUAUCUAUUCGCAAUUCGUUUCGUUUACAGCUUAAACGCGCACAUCCAGUAUAUAUCGUACUGCGAGAUUCUGCGACCGGGCAAACGCGUACUUGUCUGUCCGGAGUCGUCGUGCGAACUACGUUGAGAAAAAGAAAAGAAAAGACGACACAGGAGGAAGCCUAACUACUACGUAAAAUCGAGUCACAUUACCAUACUGCCUUAAUAGUAAAAUAAAAGUGGUACUUUUUAAACCAGCAAUAUAUAUCGACAAAUGAGAGAAGAGGGAUCGUAUCUAUCCCGAUUGCGAGGAGCGCGGAUCGAUCAACGAUCAGUGCGGGCUAUAAUAAUCGUCGUCGAUCUCUCCGACCGCGGAGGAACAAUACGACUAAUCAAAUCUCGUUACCAUAAUCGAAAGCGUAGGCAUUAAGGGCCAUUGUCCGGCAAGUUCCGGGAAGCGACGCGACGCGAAACCGAUUGUCCCGUUCUCGCGAAAGUUAUUAGCCGAGGUAAAGCUCGAAGACACGAGAGAUUUGGAUUUGCGUGGCGGUGCACAAAGCGUGUGCACAGAGAAAUUGCUCUCGAUGACCAAGGAUGUGCGUCUGGGUCAUACACACACGUUUGAUCAUAGGUGGCAUGAUGUUCUCCGUUUUAGGCGUGGUGAUACGUGGCGUCCUUUAUUUGAAGCUUGCGAUCGUUCGUUUUCCCUCUCAUUUCGUUCCUCGUACGUGCAUACGUUUCACGCAAAUCCGUAAUGGGCUUUCAGAGACUUCUGCGUUUUGGCGAGCAAUAUUUUUCCGACACGGCGUUCUGUGUUGACUUCAGUUCGAUUGUAAUUCUUUCUCGCCCGAGGUUUUUUUUCCAUCGCUAAAGCUGCGACUCGCUACGUGGCAUUUUUUCCGCAAGGCGGACUGUGUGUUCUUCGAAGGAUGAUCGCUUGGAUGGCGUGAAUGCGUUACGACGGUAUUAUCCGACGAUGCGUCAUUAAUUUGAUUCGCACUGAAUUGUGCGACAGUUUGUCUAUUUAUUUCGCGUUUAAUUGUUAAAUUUUCUUUUAGCCGGCCGGUAAGCCGCCGGCGCGCCCGACGUUCACACUUAACUAGCGUAUACAAUUAAGGAGAAAAGUUGUUAUUGCAAUGUAGGCAACGAUAUUGAGAUCGAAAUUCGUAUUUUUUAUGGAAUAAAGCUACUUCAACAGCACGCA
Molecule: messenger RNA, 5663 nt
Organism: Odontomachus brunneus
Lineage: Eukaryota; Metazoa; Arthropoda; Insecta; Hymenoptera; Formicidae
Exons: 8
Coding region: 640-3846 (1068 amino acids)
Source: RefSeq, a predicted model, not a curated record